CCGGGGGUAGACACGUCGCAGGACGCCGCUCGCGGGAGCUUAUCGCUGGUGCUUCCUUCAGUUUACAAAUUUCAACACCACGGACUAUAACUUCUCUACUUUUAUAAAACUGUUGUAAACUUUGAGCCUUGCAUUUUGUUCGUUCAUACUUAAUAUAACUUGCCCUACUUUUUGGUAAGUUAUAAGUGCAAAACAGAAAUUUCUACGUAUUCAACUGUGUUCUAUUGCAUUGCCGGCUGAACUCAUAAAAAGUUUCUGUUCAAGUAGCGAGUAGCUGUGGUCGGUGUACGAGACAGCAGCGAUGUACAGCGGGCGGCGCGGGCGCGGCUGCGUGCGCGCGGCGGCGGCGCGCUGGCGCUCCGUGGCGGCGCUGGCCGGGCUCGCGCUGGCGCUCUGCGUGCGUCUGCCGCGCGAACACCUGCUCGUGGCUCAUUUCCCGCAACAUACGCCUAAACAAAUUGCACAUUUUCUUGCUGAUUUUUCCAAUUAUCCAAGCUUGUACUCCCACAUCGAUUCGUGGUCCAUAGAGGAAGAGAGUGGGAACUUUACAUCUUGGCGAUACGUGGCCUCGUACAGUUGCGGCUCCCGCUGCGCCGGGCGCGCCGCGGUGAGCGCGCACGACGAGCGAGCCCCGGCCGCUCCCGGCGCUGCCCUAGCGCCCCUCGCGCACGACGAGGCGAGCGCACACCGACUUUACCUCCACGACGUCCACUGCACUCGCCUGCCGUUUAUAUUUUGGCCACAGUUUUGUGAGGAGAUCGAGGUGGAGAGCGAGAUCAGGAGCGCGGCUGGGGCGGCUGGGGCGGCAGGGGCGGCGCGCGGCAGCCGGUUGGCGGAGCGCGCACGUUCGUGGUGCGGUGCGCUGCAGCUGUUGGUGGGCCGCUGCGCCCCGCGACUCUCCCGCGAGGCGCACCUCCACGCGUUGCGACACACGCUUUGAUCUGUCUCAAAUAGAAUAAAAAAAAUACAAGUUGCAAUAAUACAUGUUAGGAAUGCAUCAACCGACAUGGCUAAUGAAUACGGUUAAGCUUAAAGGCAAAAAUGCGAAUGCCACAUGAAUGUUUGCGUUAAGGUUUUGAUACUUAAAUAUGUUAAAUGUUCAUGAAGUAAAUGUAUAAUGUGCUCACUUUGUUAAUGGUUUGAAAUGGUUUUGAAUAAAAAAUAGCACACUA
This is a messenger RNA of Zerene cesonia (dogface butterfly), 1172 nucleotides long. RefSeq lists its product as uncharacterized. Bases 302 to 940 code for a protein of 212 amino acids. The transcript has 4 exons. The record is from RefSeq and is a predicted model, not a curated record. NCBI's taxonomy places the organism in Eukaryota, Metazoa, Arthropoda, Insecta, Lepidoptera, Pieridae.